ACACCUGCAGUAGUGCGGUAGUGUCAUCUUGUGUGCCAUCAUGGCCGCCUCAGGAAUACUGCCAACGUAUCAGCGGUUUGUGAACGGGAUGCCCGUUCCCCAGGGGCGGCGGACACUGAGACUGAGGGAAAAAUAUAUUGUAGGAUUAGUAUUUGUGACUUUUGGAAUUGUUUGCUUUGGUGCAGUACUCUUUUUACCAGACUUACAAAGCGUCAAUGUAGGCGAUGUCAGGGUACACUUACGGAAUCCUGGUCGGGAUAUGUUUCUCCCAGAAAUUCGAGGGGACCACAAAGCCAUUGUAGGCCAUGGCGAAGGCAGAAUAUUUAGACACGGCCUUGGGGAGGCAGUAGAUCCCCAUAGGGUUGAAGACAAAGCGGCCUUGUUCAAAAAGAUCGAGGGAGAUCAACAGCAUCAAAAAGUUUUAGAAAAUUUUAGAAAUCGAUUAAAUAUGUCUAAAGUAGAACACGAAAAAAUUAUGAAUGAAAUUGAUAGAGACAAACAGGAUUUCAUUAAGAAGAAGAAGGACGAGGAGCAGAAAAAACUGGAUGCUGAAAAAGAAGAGCAGGUUAAUAACGUUGUCGUAGACCAUCCCACCAAAGAGGGAUCCAGAGGGGGCGUGCCUUUGGAUGAGGAGACCAAGAUGAGAAGGGACAAAGUAAUUGAGAUGACAAAACAUGCAUGGGAUAAUUAUGUGAAGUAUGCAUUUGGUGCCAAUGAAUUGAAACCCUUAUCCAAGAGGGGACAUUCGGCCAGUAUUUUCGGAGCGACCUCAUUUGGAGCCACCAUUGUAGAUGGAUUGGACACCCUGUGGCUGAUGGGGCUGAAUGAAGAGUUCAAGAAAGGACGAGAUUGGGUUGCACUGUCUCUGAACUUUGAAGGGGCCUCUGAUGUAUCUGUGUUUGAAGUGAACAUAAGAUUUGUGGGAGGACUUUUAGCUGCCUAUGCUUUGACAGGGGACCAGAUUUUUAAAAACAAAGCAACAAUUAUUGCUGAUAAGCUCUUACCAGCUUUCAACACACCAACAGGAAUUCCUUAUUCUAUGAUCAACUUAAGAACUGGUGGUGGUCGGAACUGGGGCUGGGCUUCAGGUGGCUGCUCUAUCCUAUCUGAGUUUGGCACCAUGUACCUGGAGUUUGCCUACCUCACAGAUAUCACCGGAGACCCUAAGUACUUGCAAAAGGUUGAGAAAAUACGAGACUUCUUGGAUAAUAUGGACAAGCCAAAUGGUUUAUAUCCUAACUACUUAAAUCCAAAGACUGGGAGAUGGGGACAGCAGCAUGUAUCUGUUGGGGCUCUUGGUGACAGCUUUUAUGAAUACCUACUGAAGUCUUGGAUUUUCUCAGGGAAAAAAGAUCACACCAGCAGGAAAAUGUAUGAUACUGCUGUGCAAGCCAUAGAGAGUCGGAUGUUGCAGACCUCUCCCAGUGGGCUUAAGUACAUUGCAGAAUACAAGUCUGGGCGCUUGGAACACAAAAUGGGCCACUUAGCCUGUUUUAUUGGUGGCAUGUUUGCACUGGGAGCAGAGGGUUCUGCAAAUAAAGAGAAAUACUUAGACUUAGGCAAAGAUAUUGCCCAUACAUGUCAUGAGUCUUAUACCAGAUCAGCAACCCAACUGGGACCAGAAGCAUUCAGAUUUGAUCCCAACAAUGAAGCUAAGGCAACUCGGCCCAAUGAAAAAUAUUAUAUUCUUAGACCAGAAGUUAUAGAGACUUAUUUUUACAUGUGGAGGUUUACUAAAGAUAAAAAAUACAGGGACUGGGCUUGGGAAGCAGUGCAGGCACUGGAGAAACACUGUAGGACGGACAACGGGUACUCAGGACUUAAAGAUGUGUAUAGCACAAACCCAACAAAAGACGAUGUACAGCAGAGUUUUUUCCUAGCAGAAACAUUGAAGUACCUUUUCUUGAUAUUUUCUGAAGAUGAUUUACUGCCCCUUGACAAAUGGGUGUUAAAUACAGAAGCCCAUCCUUUCCCUAUAAAAGGAGCCCAUUGAAUUAUUUGAAGUGCAGGAACAGGGCUAGCCAAGGGAGUGCUUCAGAAAUAAGGUGAUUCUUGCGCAAACCCACCUUACGUAGCUGAUGGGGAAAACAGGAGCAAAAGCUGAUGCAGUUAUGUAUGAAUAUGUACUAUUUGGAUCAAAUGUGCGAUAUGAAUAUGCAAAAUAUUACUUUCUUCCAAAUUGAGUCCAGAAAAUGUUCUAUUCACCUGAACAGGCUGUGAUGUGUUAUCAACUGUUGGUUACUUGGAUUUAUUUCACAUCUGUCUACAUGCAGUAAUUUUUAUUGGUGACAUUUUGCUUUACAACAUGUUAUUUUUCAACUGAAAUUUUAAUGACUUCAAUAUUAUCUAAUAUUGAUGUAUUUAAGACCAAUUAAGCAUUGAA
Molecule: messenger RNA, 2383 nt
Organism: Lingula anatina
Lineage: Eukaryota; Metazoa; Brachiopoda; Lingulata; Lingulida; Lingulidae
Product: mannosyl-oligosaccharide 1,2-alpha-mannosidase IA
Biological process (GO): mannose trimming involved in glycoprotein ERAD pathway; carbohydrate metabolic process
Cellular component (GO): Golgi membrane; endoplasmic reticulum
Molecular function (GO): calcium ion binding; mannosyl-oligosaccharide 1,2-alpha-mannosidase activity
Source: RefSeq, a predicted model, not a curated record